Oppiella nova is the source of this 697-nucleotide messenger RNA. NCBI's taxonomy places the organism in Eukaryota, Metazoa, Arthropoda, Arachnida, Sarcoptiformes, Oppiidae. The record is from the annotation of a GenBank genome assembly.
UUUCAAACACGUGUUUAUCAAAAAAAAAAUACAAUACUUUAUUAAUGUAAUACAAAUGUGAAUUAUAAUAAUUUCUAAAUUACAAUGAAUUACACAAAUUUGCUGACAAUACUUGUGCUCAAUAUAUGCCAUAAAGUAAUCAUUUGCGGAGUUUUGGAUACUAUGGUAGACGUGAAGCAAAAUAACGCCAUCAAAGAAAUCCGUAUUUUAUACCAAUUGCCACACAAGGAAAAUAUACCCCAGGUCUACUCCAUAGUACGGGGGUCGCCACUACACGCCGAGAUUGAUUUUCUACCGACCUACAUACCGGCCAACACUGAAUACGUGGCCAUCACUGUAAUCGUACCGGAGUUCACGUGUUUUGGGCGGCAAUACAUACUAGGCUUUCACCGGGAGAGGUGGCAAAUGCCGGCCUGUCGUCUCUGUACUAAUACCGGCCAACAGUACACAAUGCCUGUAGUCUUAUACUUAGGGCCCGACAGUGGCUGUUAUGAUGGCCGAAUACCCACGUAUUGGAAAAUAGAGGCCGUCCCUUAUAACCGGCCACUCGAUGAUCAGACAGACCUCGUGAUAGGACUGGUAUACGAUAAGGACAAACAGUUUAGGAUCUGCACCACCGAUGAGACCGAAGAGUGUUUUAAUGCCAAAAAUAUAUUUGUGUUGAACCGACAGAGGAAUGGUAGCUAAUAGUAUGGGA